CUGUCACCGAGUGUCGCGCCGCCCUCCCCAUCCCCUCUGCCGGGGGUGUGGGAGCGCAGCCGAGCGCGCGGCAGAGGGCCGGGCGCGUGGGGACGCGGGAGUGCGGGGUUCUGGACAAGCCGCGCGGCACGCGGAGCGCGCUGGCCUCCUGAGCUCGGCGCUGAGCCCGGAGCCCGGAGCCCGGAGCGGGCCGCUACCCGCUCCCUGUGCGCUGGGCGGCAGCCCCGGCCGCGGCAGCCCGGCUCCCGGGGAGCGCGCCUCGCCAUGGAGCCUUCGCACAAAGACGCCGAGACGGCGGCAGCAGCGGCGGCGGUGGCGGCGGCGGACCGGGGGGCGUCCUCGUCCAGCGGGGUGGUGGUGCAGGUCCGCGAGAAGAAGGGCCCCCUGCGCGCCGCCAUCCCCUACAUGCCCUUUCCUGUGGCCGUCAUCUGUCUCUUCCUCAACACUUUUGUGCCGGGACUGGGGACGUUCGUCUCGGCCUUCACCGUGCUGUGCGGUGCCCGCACCGACCUCCCGGACAGGCACGUGUGCUGCGUCUUCUGGCUGAACAUCGCCGCGGCCCUCAUCCAGAUCCUCACAGCCAUCGUCAUGGUGGGCUGGAUCAUGAGCAUCUUCUGGGGCAUGGACAUGGUCAUCCUCGCCAGCUACAAGGAGCAGGGCAUCCCACAGCAGCUGUGAGCCUGCGGGGGCCGCCGAGAAGCCCGGGGCCCGGGAGGACCAUGCCAGGCAGCGGUCUUCACACGUUCUCUUCCGCUGCUUCCUGGGUUUGGAGGGGAAAGAAGGGAUUUAAAAAUAUUAUUUAUUUUCAAAA
This is a messenger RNA of Phacochoerus africanus (Common warthog), 811 nucleotides long. RefSeq names its product stum, mechanosensory transduction mediator homolog (gene STUM). The transcript is spliced from 3 exons. NCBI's taxonomy places the organism in Eukaryota, Metazoa, Chordata, Mammalia, Artiodactyla, Suidae. The record is from RefSeq and is a predicted model, not a curated record. Bases 265 to 678 code for a protein of 137 amino acids.